UACUUCCUUAAACUUAGUAAUAAAACUACAUUAAUAAUUCGUAAUAAAGAUAACGAUCGUUUUUUUCCGUGAAGUUAUUCACGAAUGUGACAACAUUUUGUUUUUUUUCUCGUUUCACUCGCGUAUCGUGGGCAAAAUGACAGGAAUUCCCUCGGGGUUGAAAAUGCGCGAUGCAAUCUAAAUCCACGAUCACCAUCAACCACGAGAACGACGCCGAUGAAUCGAUGGAAGAGUCUGUCUUCGAGCAGAUAUGCGACACGAUAUUCGUUCUGAUACCCGAAGUGCCGCGACUGAAGCAGCUGUUUCUAAGUUGGAGUCAGCUAGGCACCGAAGACAGAGUACAAUUGGACGCCAAAGUGGCCAACUGGUGUUGUCCUAACAGAAGGCAGCUUUAUAAACCUUUGCAAGAGGCUUUGGUUCGCUGGGAGACUGUGCAGGACACUCAAGGUGCUCCCGGUUGCGAGCCAGGUAUGGUCUCCUUUUCCUGCGAUCCUCAGUUGGAGGAGGAAUUGGUCAGCGUCAUAUACAGCCUAGAACUGUUGUUCACGAAAAAUCGAAAGGGUAGAGAGAUCGACAUGGAUUACGAGGUCGGUCGUUGCACAGAGCUGAGGAGGGAGAUGUCUUUGAACCUGAACUACGACGGCACCCUGCGCUCCAUAUUGAGCCCAAAAGACAAAACGCCUCAUUCCGUGCACAGUUGCAGUUACAUCGCCGAUUUCAAACGAUCUGACGAGGAUCUAAGCGGUUACCUGACCAAUUAAGAGACCAAAGAAUCGAAUGAUCGAUCGAACAUUUUUUAUCCCUUUAUACUUUACUUUACUUCUCGACUUUCUGCUGAUGAAUUUCCUUUUUUUUUUUUCUUGGAAAAAUUCUGCAAAUAUAAAGAACGAUUAGAUUGUUUUCUCCUUUCUGAAAUGGAAAAUUUUGUUCGGUUCCAAUCCUGGAAUGAAUAUUCUUCUUCUUCACUAGGCAAUAGAAUACGAAGUGACAGUCGAUAGAUGAUUUAGGGAAUUAGGAAGGGUAAUUAGAUUCUAAUCUCUCUUUCUCGAGAGAGAGAGAGAGAGAAAAAAAAAUAUUAUCAAAGAGAUAUGCGUGUCUCUCUUACGAGGAUGAAAUUCUAAGAAAUAAUCGGGGAUAGUUAGUAAGAGAUAAUUAAUUUCUUCUUCUUUUUUUCUAAAAAUAGGUAUACUUCUUUUUAUCUCCCCAAAUAUACCUGUUUCGCGUCCUUAUCAUUGGUAUAUAUAUGGAAAAAUAUGUCUGAUCUGAUUUAAGAAAAAAAAAAAAAAAA
Messenger RNA from Apis mellifera (honey bee), 1288 nucleotides. RefSeq lists its product as uncharacterized. The transcript has 3 exons. The record is from RefSeq and is a predicted model, not a curated record. Lineage: Eukaryota; Metazoa; Arthropoda; Insecta; Hymenoptera; Apidae. Bases 171 to 761 code for a protein of 196 amino acids.